UUUUUUUUUUUUGGCUGGUCCUUGAGAAAAAAAAAAAAAAAAGUCGCCAGGCGGUCCUUUGUCCUAAUUGAAGCCGUCAACAAUGCUUCUUUUACGGUUACCGAUGGCUUCUUUCGCGAAACAAGUGCCUAAAACAUUGAUAUUACAUCGAAUAACGCCUGCUACCCUGCAACGGUCGUGCCAUUUCGCGACAUUGCCAAAGACGGCGAGAUCUGUUUUCCAUGCAUCAAAGUUACGAUCGCGUCGCGGUUUCGAUGUACGACAUGUGCUGAUAGCGCCUUUAUCUUCGGGCAACCCGGAGCCAGACAAGCGAAACGCACUGCAAAAGAAAGCCGACACUACAAAAGAAGUGCUCAACAAGUUAAAACAAUCCAUGCCGAUCGCCAAGGAAAAUAUUUAUACAAUUCCCAAUUUCUUGACGUUUGGACGCCUGUUAUCAGCUCCGUUUAUCGGUUACCUGAUUUUGCAGCACGACUAUAAUUUCGCAUUGGGCAUGUUUGCGUUGUCUGGACUGACCGAUAUGUUGGAUGGAUACAUUGCACGACGAUACAAUAUGAAAACGUUUACCGGCAGUAUCAUUGAUCCUGCCGCCGACAAAAUGCUCAUGACAGUAAUGACAGUAACCCUGGCCAUGGAAAAUGUAAUACCAGUUCCAUUGGCUACGGUGAUUCUGGGACGUGAUGUUGGCUUGGUGCUUGCUAGCUUCUACUACCGAUACAUUUCUCUCCCGGCACCGAAAACUCUUAUACGUUACUUUGAUUUCUCCAUACCCUCGGCCGAAGUACGACCGACCAUGAUCAGCAAAGUGAAUACGGCGUUGCAGUUACUGUUGAUGGGAUUUUCGCUCACCUCGGUCACGGUGGGUAUGCCUUCUGCCGAAUUAAUGACCGGAAUGCAUUGGUUGGUCGGUGCUACCACUGUCUGGUCGGGCGCAAGUUACAUCUACUCCAAGGACGCUGUCCGCCUUUUACAUCGACCGAAAAACUAGCAUUUCCCUUUAAAUUUCUUUUGAAAUCCUCAUUUAAAGCAGAACAAAAAAACCUUUCCUUAUAUGGCACAGCCUCCGUGAAGCAUGAACAAAAAUUGCGCUCUGCAUGGUCAAUUAUUUUUUUUAUAUCUGGGAAACUGAAAGCCAAUCAUUCAAAUUGGUACAAAAAUGGACAGACGGAGAUUGGGCAAUCAUAUGGGGUAUUCCAUGUAUUCCAUGAUUUUGUGUUGCCUAUCAAGAUUUUUUUUUUUUUUU
Radiomyces spectabilis is the source of this 1243-nucleotide messenger RNA. RefSeq names its product CDP-alcohol phosphatidyltransferase-domain-containing protein. Lineage: Eukaryota; Fungi; Mucoromycota; Mucoromycetes; Mucorales; Radiomycetaceae. Bases 83 to 988 code for a protein of 301 amino acids. The record is from RefSeq and is a predicted model, not a curated record. The transcript is spliced from 7 exons. Gene Ontology annotation, molecular function: cardiolipin synthase activity. Gene Ontology annotation, biological process: cardiolipin biosynthetic process. Gene Ontology annotation, cellular component: mitochondrion; membrane.